Molecule: messenger RNA, 3028 nt
Organism: Tachyglossus aculeatus (Australian echidna)
Lineage: Eukaryota; Metazoa; Chordata; Mammalia; Monotremata; Tachyglossidae
Gene: ZHX2
Product: zinc fingers and homeoboxes 2
Biological process (GO): regulation of transcription by RNA polymerase II
Cellular component (GO): nucleus
Molecular function (GO): DNA binding; DNA-binding transcription factor activity, RNA polymerase II-specific
Source: RefSeq, a predicted model, not a curated record
UGAGGGAGGGGCACUGCCAGCUCUUUCUCCAGUUCUUUCCUCAGGACUAGUUGGAGCGAGGACUGGCCUGUGGAACAAACUAGACGAGGUGUCACACGGCCGGAUGGCGGGCAGAGUCGAUGCUUAGCGUCCCCCGGGCCGACCGGACUCCCGCCUUGAGCCCGAUCCGUCCGAGGGCAGUCUGGCCUGUUGAGAAGCCCCUUCCUCGCCCCGCAUCGCCAGCCCUCGCCCCCCAGCCCCGGCGCCAUGGCCAGCAAGAGGAAGUCCACGACUCCAUGCAUGCUCCGGGCUGCGCCGCCAGGGGUGAAGCGGGAGGCCACAGACGUCCCAAUGGCCGAGCCCGGGGGAGUGGGAGGAGGAGGAGGAGGAGACACCCCCGAGGCCAAGUCGAGGAGCGAACCCCAGCCCAAGAAGCUCCAGGGGGGCUAUGAGUGUAAAUACUGCCCCUACUCCACGCAGAACCUGAACGAGUUCACAGAGCACGUGGACCUGCACCACCCCAACGUGAUCCUGAACCCCCUGUAUGUGUGUGCCGAAUGCGACUUCACCACCAAGAAGUACGACUCCCUGUCAGACCACAACGCCCGCCACCACCCGGGGGAGACCAACUUCAAGCUCAAGCUGCUCAAGCGCAACAACCAGACGGUGCUGGAGCAGUCCAUCGAGGCCCCCGCCGGCCGCCCCGACCCCGAGACCCCCGGACUGGGGAAGACCAGAGGGGCCCGGAGGGCGGAGGAGGAACCGGCAGGGGGUGCCCCUUGCCUCAAUGGGGCGGAGCCGCCGCGGGUCCCCGCGGGCCACGUAACACCUUCGGUCCAGCCGCCCCCGAACGUCCACCUGGUCCCUAAGGUGCCCGUCCCCCUGAACAGCGCCAAGUAUGACUCGGCCCUGGACACCAACGCCACCAUGAUCGGCUCCUUCAACCGGUUCCCCUACCCGACCCAGGCAGAACUGUCGUGGCUGACGGCCGCCUCCCGGCACCCCGAGGAGCACAUCCGGGUCUGGUUCGCCACCCAGCGGCUAAAGCACGGCAUCAGCUGGUCCCCGGAGGAGGUGGAGGAGGCCCGCAAGAAGAUGUUCAACGGCACCAUCCCCCCGGCCCCGCCCACGCUCGCCGUCCUGCCCACCCAGAUGCCACGGCCCGGCCCGCGGACUGCCGUGCCCUGCCAGAUCCUCGGCCCCGCGGGCCUGGUCCUGGCCCAGGUGGCCGACGCCCCGGCCGUCCCCUGCUCCCCUGUAGCACUGGCGGUGGCUGGGGGGCUGGCCCCCGGCCAGAAGCGCCCGCCCCUGGACCUCCGGCCCACCCUGGAGAGCAAGCGGGUCCAGGCGGCGGCCCCAACGCCCCCAGCCCCGCCCGGCGACCGGAAGAAGACGAAGGAGCAGAUCGCCGCCCUCAAGGCCAGCUUCCUGGCCAGCCAGUUCCCCGCCGAGGCCGAGGUCUACCGGCUCAUCGGGGCCACUGGCCUCUCGCGCAGCGAGAUCAAAAAGUGGUUCAGCGAUCACCGCUACCGCAGCCAGAGGGGCAUCGUCCACAUCACCAGCGAGUCCCUGGCCAAGGACCGUCUGGCCAUCGCGGCCACCCGCCCCCCCCGCGGCCGCCGGCCCGGCCCAGAUGCCGUUCUCCGGUGCUUCGGGGAGAAAACCCCUGUCAGGGGGGAGCCAGGGAGGCUCGGGGCGGAGGCCGACCCAUGGUUCUCGGACCGGAGGCAGCUGGGGGAGGGCAGGGAGCGUGUCUUGGCGGAAUCCGGGGUCCCGAACGGCGCCCCGCAGCCCGGCUCCACGGUCCCGUGCCCGGCCCCGUACGAGAGUCGGGAGCAGGUCCGCCUCCUACAGGCCACCUUUUCCCGAACCCAGUGGCCCACCCCUCAGGAAUACGAUCGGCUGGCCGCCCAGACAGGCCUUGUCCGGACUGAGAUCGUGCGCUGGUUCAAGGAGAACCGGGGCCUGCUCAGGACCGGGACGCUCAAGUGGGUCGUCCAGCCCCGGGAUGGGGCCGAGGACCGCGGCCAUGAGCCCUUCCCGCACUGGAGGGGGUUCGGGCCCCCAGCCGACAGCCCGCGGAAUGGGAGAAGGGAGGUCCGGCCACGGCCCCGGGGGGACGUGGAGGAGGAGGAGGACCGGCCGACGGUGGUUGGGGCCAAAGCCGGGGGCGGGGGCCGGGACGGCCACUGCAGCGAUGGGCACCAGGAGGCUGGCGGCGUGGACUGGGUGGAGGUGACCGUCGGGGAGGGCGAUGCUGUCUCGGAUGGCCCGGGCGGGCUCGCCCACACAGAUCCGGAAAUCCUGCCCGGGGAGGCCUGUCGGGCUUAGACGAAGGAAACCAGUCUACCCUGCUGUCCUGACCAUUGAGGGGGGAACCUGUCUUCGAAGAUAGGAUGGAAUCGACAUUUCCCUUCUUUGGGACAAGAUCACCAGUGGUGGGUCGAACAACAAACGCAGAAGCUCUGUGAAAGCAAUCAAUCAGUCGGCUCUCAUGGAGCUUCUGAUGAGUCGUUCGUAGUGCCAAAGUCCAACUACUGCAUAGUCUGAAAGGGUCUUGUAAAUAAAGAGGUCUCGCCCUCUCCCCGCCCCAAUCCCUGCCCUACCAGAGCCGAUUUAUACAAAGUGGAAGAUCCAUUGCCUGUCACUUUUGCCGAUCGUAUGCCGGACCAAGGUAUCUGGAGAUUUUGUUCUCUUUUCUUUCUCUUCCAUCCCUCCUCCCCACCUUUUUUUUGUGUUUGGUAGCAUUAGUCACCACACUAUAUCAACUCUUGCUUUCAACAACAGCUAGUUUGGGGUUUUGUUUUUGGUGGGGGGAUUUCCCCAACUUGGUGCACCGAGACAUAACCCCAGGUUUUGUCCGAGAGAUUGUUUACAAACAGCAGCUCUCAGAGCAACCCAGCUGCACAUGGUGUAAUGCAAAUUCUAUGCCGCAGGAGGCGGAUUCUCACUUCCGCCCUUUCUAGAUCUCACUGUCGGUCAGUCAGUCGGUCGGUCAUAUUUUUCGAGGGCUUAACUGUGUGCAGAGCACUGCACUAAGCAGUUGGGA